Parascedosporium putredinis is the source of this 1320-nucleotide messenger RNA. The record is from the annotation of a GenBank genome assembly. Lineage: Eukaryota; Fungi; Ascomycota; Sordariomycetes; Microascales; Microascaceae.
AUGUCGUCGGACCGGGUCAGUCGUGCUCGCGCUAGCGGCCGAAACAGGAGGAGAGAGUAUAGAAGCCGACUCGCACGACGAGACAAUAGCGACGACGAGGAGUCCGGAGGCGAGGGGAACGCGCGCCAAAGGCUCAGGAUCAACGAUGAUAGCGACAACGACGAUAGUGAUGACGAAAGAGAGCGACAAGUCCCGCCGCCGGUUGUGAACCAGCCGCCCGUCGCAAGGCCACCCUCUCAGGGCGACAUCUUAUCCGCUAUCAUUGGCGGCGGCGGUGUCGGUGUCGGCAAUGGGAGGCAGACUGUAGCACCAGCGCCUCCCGUCGUGGCGAGUCCGAUACCCGCCCAAUCGACCCCAGCUCCCGCCAUCGCGACUCCAGCUCCGGCCAUCGUGAUCGCGCCGGCACCCAUUGCGGAGGCAGAACCCGCCCCAAUCGUGGCGGCGCCGAUCCUACCCCCAGGAACCGUUAGUCCCACGCCAGCUUUCACGCUCACGGCCGUGGCACCCAGCCAGAUCGCGGCACCUUCGACGCUCUUGACCUCGACGCGCCCGCUUCAGCCCAGCGUGAUCAGCAGCGUGGUGGCGACCACUCGUCUCAGCUCGAUCCCCAGCCUCUCCGACGUCGUGGCUACAAGCAUCGCCGCGGCCAACCCGGCGCUGUCGAGCAUCUCGUCCUCGGCCAACUUGGUUCCUACGCCUCCGCCCGUCGUGCAGGCUCCGCCUCUGGCAGAGCCAUCUAACCCGACUGCUUCAAACACGCCGACUCUGACGGACCCUCAGCCCGAGGUCACGUCCGAGGCAGGCGCGGCGAGCGUGUCCGGGACCAACACGGGUCAGGUGGCCGGUAUCGCCAUUGGCGCAGCUGCCGGCGUCGCACUUUUCGCCACGGGCAUGUACCUCUACAAGAAGAAAAAGAAGGGCGGCAGCAUCAGCCGAUCGGAGACGCCCAUCUCCAAGCCGCAAACGCCUCAGCAGCAAUCACCCAGAGGCGCCUCGGAAAAGCUAGGGCUGUCGGCCCCCAUGCGCGUGUCGGAGCUGAUGAAGGCGAGCGAGAUGCCGCAGCGGAUGAAGCUCACCAACAGCAUGCAGAUCCUGGCGUACCGCAUCAGGGAUGCUUUCGAGUCAUCGGCCCCCGAGAACGGCAACGGCGGCUACAGGAACGAGAGGCCGGAAAGCCGCGAGGUGCCGCUUAUGGACCAGAGGGCAUACGCGUAUCUCAACGGCGGCCGGGAUACGAUGGACGGAGGGAUCCCGCCGGUGCCUCCGAUGCCCCCGAAUGCGACGUACGGAAACGGCGGGUAUGGGUAUCAGCAGUACUAG